Molecule: messenger RNA, 1570 nt
Organism: Hordeum vulgare subsp. vulgare (domesticated barley)
Lineage: Eukaryota; Viridiplantae; Streptophyta; Magnoliopsida; Poales; Poaceae
Product: serine/threonine-protein kinase 16-like
Exons: 6
Coding region: 238-1311 (357 amino acids)
Biological process (GO): protein phosphorylation
Cellular component (GO): cytoplasm
Molecular function (GO): ATP binding; protein serine/threonine kinase activity
Source: RefSeq, a predicted model, not a curated record
GCGCGACCCGCUGACCUCAACGGAUUAAAAUAGCGGCAGCGGCCUACUUUUUAGGCGAGAUCUGCUUGCGGAAGCGCCAACGCCACCAGAUCCACGACGUGCCACCGCCCCGGACGAGGCAUCUCCCCGUCACUCAAAAACACGCGCGGGCGCCGCGUGUUGUGCGAGCGCAAAUUCUAAGCUGGUCCUCCUCCCGGACCGGAAGCGCUCGCUCGAGGGGGAGGCGUCGCGUCCGCCAUGGGGUGCUCCUUCUCCGGGCUGAACGCGCUCUACGACACCGUGGGCGGCGGCGGCGACAUCUGGGUCAACGACUACCGCUUCCGCGUGCUCCGCAGGCUCGGCGACGCCGGCCCCGCGGGCUCCUCCGUCUUCCUCGUCAAGGAGGUCGUCGCCGCCGCCGCGCCCUCCGACGGCACCGCCGGAGCGGGACCCGGCGCCGCGGGGCUCGCGAAGAAGAAGGGCGUCGACCCGUCCCACAUCUCAGCUGAUGGGACAUAUGCUUUGAAGAAAGUUCUUAUUCAGAGCGACCAACACUUGGAGCUAGUUCGGCAGGAGAUCCGGGUGUCCUCUCAAUUCAGCCAUCCAAAUUUACUUCCACUUCUUGAAAAUGCCAUUAUUGCAGUCAAGGGUGUGCAAGAUGGGUCGCAGAACCAUGAGGCUUACUUGUUAUUCCCAGUUCACUUAGAUGGAACCUUGCAGGAUGUAACUAAAUCCAUGCAAGAAAAGAAAGAAUACCUUUCAACAAUCACUAUUCUCCAGAUAUUUCGCCAGCUAUGUGCAGGACUGAAGCAUAUGCACAGUUUUGAGCCACCAUAUGCUCACAAUGGAGUUAAACCAGACAAUGUCCUCAUAACUCAGAGGAAGGAACAGCCUCAUCUUGCUAUCUUGAUGGACUUUGAAAGUGCUCGCCCCGCAAGAAGAGCUAUUAGAUCACAAGCAGAAGCUUUGCAGCUGCAGGAAUGGGCUUCAGAGCACUGCUCUGCACAUUUCCGGGCACCUGAAUUAUGGGAGUGCCCACCCCACGCUGAUAUUGAUGAGAGGACAGAUGUAUGGUCUUUGGGAUGCACCCUUUAUGCUAUGAUGUAUGGAAAAUCCCCAUUUGAUUAUGAGCUCGAUGAAUCUGCUGGCGAAAGCUUGGUAACAGUCACUAAAAGCGCACAGGUGAAGUGGCCUGCUGAGACGGGUUCUUCCUAUCCUGAUACUCUCCGCCAGUUUGUAACCUGGAUGCUGCAGCCACAUCCUGCAGUUCGUCCCCAUAUCGACGACAUUAUCAUCCACGUUGAUAAACUCAUUGCGAAGCACUCGACUUGACAAGUAAAUGGAACUGCUUCAACAGAAAGAAGAAAAGGAAUUCGUAUGUAAGUUUAUAGAACAUCUGCUUGAUUCAUUAAAAGUGACAUGUUCCUUAAUAGUCAUUGUAUGGAAGGAAGAAAGAUGAUAUUUUCUGUAGCAGGCUUCACCGAUUUAAGAACUGGCUGUUCCUGAGUACAUUAUGUCUGUAGAUGUAUGUAUUUUUUGUGCCAAAGUGAGAUUCAGGGGUCAAUAAAAUGAUAUCAUCAUUCUCCUGGUU